Molecule: messenger RNA, 3038 nt
Organism: Eublepharis macularius
Lineage: Eukaryota; Metazoa; Chordata; Lepidosauria; Squamata; Eublepharidae
Gene: CAPS2
Product: calcyphosine 2
Exons: 19
Coding region: 165-1997 (610 amino acids)
Molecular function (GO): calcium ion binding
Source: RefSeq, a predicted model, not a curated record
CUUACGAGUAUGUGUCGAGCCAGCCAAGGCGUACUUUGAGCCAGAGCGCAACGCUGGGACGUGAAACAACGACAAAGACCGGGCCUUUGAAUGUGUGCGGAGGGCAUUUCCUUCCCAUAGGAUGUUCUGCUUAAACAGUUAUUGAGGUGAUAAUCAGUAUUCAGAUGGAUUUAGAGAUUAAAGGAAUUGCUGCAUCUCCAAGAAGACAAGCACCACUGUCUGCAAGGAAGAAAAAACUUGGUCAAGGAUGGAGGCCACACACAAAAUCAAGCCAUGGUCCUCGACCAGCAGAAGUACCAUGCCUUGACUUGGGGAAAUUGGGAGAUUCUGAAGAUGAGGAUGGAGAUUUCUACGCUCCAUACACUAAUAGGCACCACCAUAUUGGUCCUCCAUAUUCAUCUUCAACUGUUAGCUGGGGUACUCCAGUACAAAGUCCUUAUGCUCAACAUCAUGAUAUUAAACAGACAGCAAGAAUACCUGCUCAGAAGAAAACUGAGAUUUCAUUGGAGCAAAAUACAGUUCCAGAAAAUUUGCCUCCCCCAGCAGAUGCAUACAAACUGAAGUAUCAGCAAUAUGAAGCAGAAAUGAAAGAAGGAUAUAAACAAUAUUCUCAAAGAGCAGCAGAAGAGAAAGCAAAGAAUAGUCAGUGUCAUGAAUUUCCAAGAAAAAACAGUGAGGAAAAGGAUUUACAGUCUGCAAACCAAAUAGGUGAUGAAUUGACAGCCCUCGAUGAGAAAGCCCUAUUGCAGCAGUGCUAUACAAGCAAACCCUACACAGUGAAGCAGAGCGUAAGGAAACUGGAAGUAGAGGAUGUUGCAGCAGAGAGAAAAAAACAAACUGUAGUGGAACAAGUAAUGAUAGAUCAGUUAUCUAGAGCUGUAAUAAGUGACCCAGAACAAAAUGGAAAUAUUGAGAGCAAUGAGAAGGAUCCUACCCUUCCAGGAUUAAAGACAACACCUCUGCGUUUUAGGAGAAGAACAUUACAUGAAACUAAAGUAAGGACUAGGGCAGCAUUGACUGAAAAUAUGCUUUCUAAUAAACUACGCUUUGAUGGUCGAUUAAUAUCAAGAAAUGGACGUGAUGCUUGUCGAGAACUGAUUGGAUUUUUCUUUGUAUAUGAUAAAUCUCUAACUGUAUAUGAAUAUCGGCAAUUUGGUAAAAAUAGAACAAAUGCUCUGCCUUUCAUUCAGAAGGGAAUUUAUGGUCAUCAGCAUGGACAAAGAAAAGGAAAACAAUACAGUCUUAAUGACUUCUAUGUUGGAGCAGACUUGACUUUUUUGAGCCUUCAUCAUCCUGGCCUUCCAGAAAGUAUUAAACAAAAAACAGUAUUUAUAAUCCGUGUCACAAGUAUUGAUGAAACUGCUAGAGCUUUUCUAAAGGCUGUAGAUACAGAAAUUGAAGAACAUUGUAUCGAGGACGAUUAUGGCAGGAGAAUUUUUCGAAACGUUCAAGAUAAGCUAACAGACAAAAUAAAUAAAAGAGGAGUUCGUAUUGUAACAGGAUUAGGAAAGUACUUUAGAGAACUGGAAAAGAAACAAAAUGGAGUGCUUACCAAAGCAGACUUCAAGCAUGCGCUGAAAGUGUUUCAUUUAGAACUUCCUGAAGAGGAUUUUGAGUCUUUAUGGUUAACACUGGGUGAUCAUAACAAUGAAAUUGGUUACUUUGAAUUUACCCGUGGCAUUCUUGGAGAAAUGAAUGAAUAUAGAAAAGCAAUUGUCAGAAAAGCAUAUAUGAAACUGGAUUACAGCAAGACUGGUAGUGUACCUAUGGUAGAUAUCAAGAAAUGUUAUUGUGCUAGAAAACAUCCUGAAGUCCUAGCAGGUAAUACUACAGAGGAAGAAAUUAAAUCUUCAUUUCUAGAAACGCUGGAGGAUGCCUGCAGCAAUCCCAAUGAAGUUUUAUUUUGUGAGUUUGAGGAUUAUUAUGAAGGAUUAAGUAUCGGAAUGAUAGACGAUGAAGAUUUUGUUAACACAUUAAAAAAUCACUGGGGAAUUUAGAAAAUAUAAAAUUUACAAGGUUGUGGGAGGAGGGGACAAGAGAGGCACUUGACCUCUUGAAUCCGAAAUUUACUCUUUUUUUAUAUACCCUGACAUAGCAUGUACAACUGAUAAGCAAGAGGUUUUGAGUAAUCUCUGUCACCUUCCUGCUCCCCUCAUGUUUCAGCAGACACUCUUGGAUAUGGUAAAUAUCCAGGAUGCUAAAUGUCGAAAUGUGACACACAUCCAGUUUUUGAAUGAAAAUGUAAUAAUUUGGCCCGAACAGUCUGAAGACAUUUUAAUAAAUGUCUAGAAUAUUGCUUAUUCAAUUCCUUUUGACAUUUGUUAGAUAUGUUUUGAAUUGAAAACCUAGCUUACUCACUUUUUAAAGGAAUUGGAAUAUUGCGAAGAUUGCAUCCUAUAUAAUGAAAUAAUUUGUUAGUUUCAGAAUAGGCUUAAAUAUGUGAAAUAUGGGAGAUGAGAAGAUUGUUCUGUCAAGGAUGUAGCAUUGAAAAAUUAAAAAUUUAAGCAUAGAGUGAUACUGUGACUUUUUUCUGGCAUAUCAGUGUGGAGUUCAUGAAAAGAUUUAGAAGUACCUUUAUCCCAGCAUACACAUGCACUGAGAAACUGGUACCAUAGUAAUUCUGACAAUCCACACUACAUAGAUACAUCUUUAAAUGACUCUUCUGGUAAGCUUCAUGUAUUUUCACUUUAACAAUAACCUGUAGAACAGAAAAUUCUUUUUAACUGUUCGGAGUUAGGACAUUUCAGCUACUGACUUUGUCAAACAAAUACACCUGAAAUUCAGUAGUUAGAGUAAGAGGCAAAUGUUUAUAUUUUUAUUUUAUACACAUCAUUGUGACUUUUAAAAAAUGUAACAUCUGCUUAUUUUGUAAAAUUCACUUGAGUGUUCCCACUGAUUUUUGCCUGUUUUAUAUCAUUUGAUUGCAAAAAUAUUUGCAGGACAUAAUGAAUUAAUCAUUAUACUUUUUGAUGGUUGUUGUGGGUUUUCCGGGCUGUAUUGCCGUGGUCUUGGCAUUGUAGUUCCUGACGUUUCGCCAG